UUCUAUGGAGACUACUGCGGUCGCUCCUUCCAUGGAGACCACUCCAGUCCCCCAUUCUAAGGAGACAACUGUGGUCCCUCAUUCCAUGGAGACCACUGCCGUCUCCGAGACCAUUACGGUCCCCCAUUCCUCGGAGACCAUUACGGUUCCACAUUCCACGGAGGUCCAGCAUUCCAGGACUACAACUCUCUCCCAUUCUGCGGAGACCACUGCGGCCCCCCAUUCUGCUGAGACCACUGCGAUCCCCCAUUCAAUGGAGACCACUGCAGUCCCCCAUUCCAAGGAGACCACUGUUGUGACAUCUUUAUCCCCACCCAGUGAUGGGAUGCUCACUACUGAUUCAGCCCAGAGUGAUGCCAUCAGAGCAAAGACUCUUGCUACAGCAGCCACUCCGUCUGUCAAACCCCAAAUGAUCCAGUUAAAGCAAAGAUUCAAAGAACUUAAGAAAGCAACACAGCAGUGUCUUGAGAAACGCGAUAUUUCAGUUGAGAGAAUCACAAAUACUCUAAAGUUAUUGUCAGCGGAUAAUGAUGACAACAAACACAAAUAUUUCGCAGACAGCCACAUUAGUGUUUUUGAACAAGCUCACAACCAUUCUGCUCUCAUUGGACAAUUAGACUUCAACAUGGACUACCUCUCCUACCAUUUGCUGGACUAUCUGGUCGAAGAGUUUGGUCUGGAGGAGGUGAAAGUCUUGAUGGAGGCGUACAAGUUGGAUAUACAGGAGUUCAGGGCGAAAACACCAGUAACUCUGUUCUGUCAGUUGCAGCAAGGAGAACGAGUCAAAAUCUCACAAGAAUUUAAGAAGGUGGUAGUUGAAUUUAAGCAGCAAAGAGAUAUGAAAUUAAACGUCUUGGAACAGUUUCAGAAGAAGUACACAGCCCACUACCACCUAAAAGACCUAGCCCUAAUAUUAGCUGGGAUACAUCUUGGGGCUUCCGUCAUUACCGUAACCUGGUUUUUCCCUCGAUCUUUAGCCACAAAAUUAAAGGCAAACGUACCAAGAGUCAUGCUGAAAACAAAGUCUAUCUCAAAGUUGAGAGUAUCUGGAAAGUGUGUCUAUCGUAGUGGUGCAACGCAAGAUUACCUAUUCAUCGAGAAGCCAUCUGAAGAUUACUUCUGUCCCGUAACAACUGGUCUCCUGCUCGAUCCUCACCUCACAUCAUGCUGUGGAAAAUAUCUCUCGCAGGAAGCUGCCAUCAGGAUACAGAGGGGGGGAGGAGUAUGUCCACUGUGCAAGAGUGCCGAAUGGAGCACUGUGCUAAAUAAGGAAGUGCAGCGUCAAGUAAAGUCCCUCCGUGUCUUCUGUCAUCAUGAAGACAGAGGAUGCAGGUGGCAGGGGGAGCUGCGUAACUUUGAGAAACAUGUUAAUUCUUGUCUAAUG
This is a messenger RNA of Geodia barretti, 1384 nucleotides long. The record is from the annotation of a GenBank genome assembly. NCBI's taxonomy places the organism in Eukaryota, Metazoa, Porifera, Demospongiae, Tetractinellida, Geodiidae.